Messenger RNA from Brettanomyces nanus, 1701 nucleotides. RefSeq lists its product as uncharacterized. The record is from RefSeq and is a predicted model, not a curated record. NCBI's taxonomy places the organism in Eukaryota, Fungi, Ascomycota, Pichiomycetes, Pichiales, Pichiaceae. Bases 1 to 1701 code for a protein of 566 amino acids. The transcript has a single exon. Gene Ontology annotation, cellular component: transcription factor TFIIIC complex. Gene Ontology annotation, biological process: transcription initiation at RNA polymerase III promoter.
AUGCCUCCUCCUGCCCCCACAUAUAGCUUAGAUGUGCCCAGCUACAUCAGCAUCGAAUAUCCCCUUCGUGUUAAUAAUGUUUCUCGAGCAAUUGACAUGGUGGGCGGCUCCAGUCAAAUUAGUGAGUGUUUCAUUGACCCAGAAAUGGACCUUCAACUCAAAUUGAGACCGGACGAUCCUUAUUCGCAUCCAAUCAACUCGGCCAAGAUCAUCUCGGAUGAGAAUGUUUUGUUUAAGCUUCGUGUUCCCAAGAAAAUUCUGGCCAAUCAUAUUGGAGACGUUCGUGGUGCACUAGAGGAAUGCGAAUCUAAGGGUAGGGACUAUACGGUAGAACCAGUGGGUCUUCUCGGGAAAACGUACCGAUUUAGGACGUUGGCAGACUUUCAGAAGUUGUCUCGAGACUCAAAAUUCACUCACCAGUUUGACGCGUCGCUUAAUACAGGCGAUUUUGGCGAGAUCAAGCAGUUCUCCAACUCAAUCAGAUCGGACUUCGUUGCAAAUCAGCACUACGACAACAGAAAUAUGGAUAUUCCCCCAUUAGUUCGAUACGCAAGGGCAGAUGUUCCAUUUAACUAUAGAUACACGGGAAACUUGCUUCUUGAUGAAAGCGGAAAAUGGCAAAACAAAGCUGUCAAACUUCAUACGAUUUUCGUUGACUGGGGUAGAGAACCGCCGCAAACAUUCGACCCAGUUCUUCAGGAAGAAUACGACAAAGCUGUGCGCGACUAUAGCACCUUGAAAGAUACCCUGCCUACACGUUUAGCGGACGAAUCUCCCGUGUAUUACUUCCUUGAAUGUAUCAAGCUACUACGGAAGCUAUUCGAUAUGAAGCCAAUUUGGCUAAGAAGACAUGUUCAUUGGAUGCUUCCGGAGAAGUUUCGGACCCAAUUGAGAUAUGCUCUUCCAUAUGUGGCAUAUACUACGACGAAAGGUCCUUGGAGACAAUCGUUCAUCAGAUUUGGAUACGAUCCUGCCAAAGAGUCAAGUGCCGCUCCAUUUCAAGUGGAAGCUUUCCGCAGUAACCGGAACCACGUUACAGACAGCCAGGUGCAACGUAUGGUGGAUAACGGUGAGGAUGUAUACAUUAUUCCAGAGACUUUAUAUCAGUAUCUUGACGAGUUCAGCGACACGAACUCGGAAUUGAACAAGCUACAGAUUGGUAAGGUUCCCCGGCAAUUCUUUUUUGAUGGUGAAAACCCUACAUCGGUAGUGUCGUUUCAAAUCGGUGAUAUUAUGGACGAAGAUGUAAAGCAAAUACUCAGAGGAGCUACUAUUAGUGAUGCAUGUCAUGAAGGAUCUGGUUGGUACGAUUGGGUGACUAUAUGCAGAUUACGAGCAGUUGUCAAGUACAAAUUGGGAUGCAUUAAUGAGGGAAGAGCCGUUUCAGAGCCUCGUGUGGUUGAAUUGUCCCAGAGAACGCAGUUUUCUAAGAAUCAGUACGCACAUAUCAAGCCUGAGAGUCAAGGGGAGGACGGGGAGGAGGAGGGCGAGGAAGAGGUUGAAGCAGAAGAGACGGAGGAAGGAGAAGUAGAAAACGAGGCGGAUGAUGAGUCUCAAACUGAGGACGAUAAGUCAUCAGAGAAAGAUGAUAUCAUCAGGAGACUUGAGAUGUUUAAUCCUGAAAGUAAGAAUCUACUUGAAGAACUACAUGGGUUGAUUAAACAGGAAGAUGUAAUGGAUGUUGAAUGGAAAGGGCAGUGA